CGUACAAAAGCCUCUCUCUCCCUCUCUCUCUCCCGUUCGAUUCCCUUCUUCUUGUUCGCAAGUAUUGACAAACUUGAAAGCUCCCAAACUCCCAUUCAAGAUUCAACGUCCCUCUCGAUCCAGAGGUUUUUCUAGGGUUUAGCCCAAUCCCAAACUUCAACCUCUCUCUUUUUUUUUCUUUUGCUCGUUCGCAAAUCGGAUCGAAUGGUGGUACGAGAGCCGCCGUAUCUCUGAGCUCAGCCUCUGCUCGCCGGUGAUUCUAUUGGAUCGUAAAAGCGUGGAUUUCACCGGGAAAGACGGAGGCAUCGAUGAUUUAUUGCGGGUAGAUAAUGUGGGUUUAAGAGGACUUUCACCAAGAAUGUUGGUUUUGAAUGUACUGCUUUGGGUGGCCUGAUAUGAGGGGUUGAAUAUGACCAAUGGGGUUGGGGAGAGUGGAAGAGAGCAUGAACAACACAAUAGAAUGCAGAGAAUAUCGAGCGGUGAUGAAUUUGCAAAAUCAAUUGCGAAGAUUGCUGUAGUGCAAGUAUGUGAGAUAGUGGGGUUUCAGACAUUCCAGUUGUCUGCUCUCGAAACGCUCUCUGACGUUGCUGUUCAGUACAUUCAUAACAUCGGGAAGACUGCGCAUUUAUAUGCUAAUUUAGCUGGAAGAGUGGAAUGUAAUGUUUUUGAUAUCAUUCAAGGGUUGGAAGAUUUGGGCGUGGUGCAGGGAUUUAUAGGUGCUUCAGACGUUGAUCAUUGUCUUGCAAAUUCGGGGGCGGUUAGGGAAAUUGCUCAGUAUGUUGCUGAAACCGAGCAUAUUCCAUUUGCCUACUCUAUUCCUCAAUUCCCAGUUGUUAAGGACCGAAAGCUGACUCCUAGUUUUUGGCAAAGAGGGGUAGAGACGCCUGGAGAGCAUAUACCUAGUUGGUUGCCUGCUUUUCCUGAAUCCCAUACAUAUGCUCAGUCACCAAUAUCCAAUGAGAGAGCUAUAGAACCUCACACUGAUAUGAUUGAGCAAGAAAAACAACAGAGAAAUGUGGAGCGGUCUCUGUACAAUUUGCAGCGGAGGCUUUUAUACAAUGGGUUGGAGGGACCUUCUGUUGGCCCUGAAGAUGCUGAUAAGGCAAAACAAGCAAGAGAAAGUAACCCUUUUCUUGCUACACCUCUGCAAUAUGGGGAGACAGAAAUAUCUCAUGUUGCUCUUCCAGCUAAACUUUCAAGUGAAGCCACAGCACGAAUUGUUGUUGCUGAGAACCAUGUCCUGAAUCAGUCUUCACUGCUGGAGACCUUUGCUCCAGCUAUUGAAGCAGUGAAGAGUGGAUCGUGUGAAUCAGAGGAGGGGGGGAAAGAGAUUCUUUUGAGCAGGAGACCAAUUGUGCAAUUUAAGGUUGGAACCGCGAAGAAGUCCUUUGAUACUAGGUUUCAUUUGAGCCCACAAAACAAGGGUUUUCAGAAAACUGAUUCCUGGUUUGAAAGAGAAAAUGAGAAGGAUGUAAAGAAAAGGAGGGCUGAGAAGAUUCUGAAGGAUUCCAUGGAAAACCAAGAGGAGCUUGCGGAGUUGUAAAUUAGGUUGUUUUUCGACUAGAAUUCGUACACUUGUUUUAGGAUACUAGCAGUGGAAGCGGGCUCGCAUGGUGUUGUCUGCAUCUGGACAUUGUAGAAUGGAUAUUACACAAUUCUGGAGGGAAUUUUCCCACUUUAACAAGUUUAAAGGUAUGUUAGUGUCAGUUGCAGUGAUACACCCAGUUAAUGAUUAUUUCUAAUUCAAAUUCUUUUGUUUUCGUUA
Malus domestica (apple) is the source of this 1765-nucleotide messenger RNA. Its product is annotated as transcription initiation factor TFIID subunit 8. The record is from RefSeq and is a predicted model, not a curated record. Gene Ontology annotation, molecular function: protein heterodimerization activity. NCBI's taxonomy places the organism in Eukaryota, Viridiplantae, Streptophyta, Magnoliopsida, Rosales, Rosaceae. Gene Ontology annotation, cellular component: transcription factor TFIID complex.